CUGCUGGUCCCGGGGCUCCUUCGCCACCAGAGCGUCCCCAAGGUGUCCCCAAGGUGUCCCCAAGGUGUCCCUGAGGUGUCCCCAGUGGCCAUGGAGCCCAAAGAGGUGUACGUGGCCCUGCUGCAGCCACAGGUCAGGGUUGUGUGCAUCCUGGGCGAGCUGCUGGACACCCUGCCCAGGCGGGAGGAGGAGACGAUGCUCGUGUCCCUAAAGCGCCUGUACUGGGACCUGGAGGAAUUCACCAAGGAGCUCCGGGUCACCCUGCACCGCAUUCAUGACACCUCGUGGCGCCACAAUGUCACUUCCAAUGAUGAUGGCCCUGUCACCUCCGUGAGCCGGGCCCUGGCCGCCUACGGGAGCACCCCAGGGACCAACUGGGAUCGAGUGACAAUGGCGGCCAGGAAUUGGCAGCAGUCGGUGUCUGUACUUGUGGAGAGCUGGGCCGAGCUGGCCAGGAAGGGCACCGAGCUCCACAACACCUGCAGGGGGGUGGUCACCUGGGCCAGGGAGCUGCAGGCCAUGGCUGCCCGUUAUGGGACAGCUCAGGAAAACAUGGUGGAGCUGGGUCAGGCCCUGGGCAGGGAGGAGGCGGCCGAGGUGGUGGCCGGGUAUGAAGCCUGGGUGAGGAGAGAGGCCAGGGUGGCUGCCCGUGAGGCAAGAAGAGCCACCAUGUUGAGACAGCGGGUGGAGGCGGCCCUGGGGCCUCUGGAGCGCUCGGUGGCCGCAUGUGACGAAGCCACCGCGUUCACCCAGGAGCUGCAGCACAGGAUUGGGGACAUCGAGGCCGCCCUGGAGGUCACAAAUUGGGUGUCCACCGAUGUCCCCGAGGAUUUGGUGGCCAAGGUUGCCUUGGCCGAGCAGCUGUGGGAGGCCAACGCCCGCCUGCACGGGUGA
Melospiza georgiana is the source of this 894-nucleotide messenger RNA. RefSeq lists its product as uncharacterized. The record is from RefSeq and is a predicted model, not a curated record. Bases 91 to 894 code for a protein of 267 amino acids. Lineage: Eukaryota; Metazoa; Chordata; Aves; Passeriformes; Passerellidae. The transcript is spliced from 3 exons.